Molecule: messenger RNA, 978 nt
Organism: Ilex paraguariensis (yerba mate)
Lineage: Eukaryota; Viridiplantae; Streptophyta; Magnoliopsida; Aquifoliales; Aquifoliaceae
Source: the annotation of a GenBank genome assembly
AUGGCAAUACAUGUUCAACUUUGCAGAUUCAAUGGCUUUGAAAGCCACUCCCAUGGCUCUCCGAUCACCUUGUCCAAAAUUGCCUCCGGCAUUGCCUCUUCAUCCCCGGACACCACCUGCCUUGCCCGAAUCAUGAGACUGCUAGUCCUCAAGAAGAUCUUCACCGUCAAUUCUCAAUCCAACGGAGGAGAGCCGCUCUACAGUCUCACUCCCUCCUCCAAAUGGUUACUACACGAUACGGAUUUAAGUCUCGCCCCGAUACUACUCAUGGAAAACCACCUAUGGGCAGUGGCACCGUGGCAUUGCCUGAGCAGCUGUGUGAAAGAAGGUGGGAUUGCAUUCCAGAAGGCUCAUGGCCAUGAGAUAUGGGAAUUUGCAGCGCUCAAUCCUGAAUUCAACAAGAUGUUCAACGAAGGCAUGGCUUGUACGGCGAAGAUCACUCUGAGGGCGAUCAUUUCGAGUUACGAAGAUGGGUUUCGCAGCCUGAAAUUGGUGGUGGAUGUGGUUGGCGGCACAGUUGCAGCGAUGGUGGAGAUUGUGAAGGCCUAUCCGCAUAUCAAGGUGAUCAACUUUGAUUUGCCGCAUGUGGUGGCGACGGCACCAGAGUACCAUGGAGUCUAUCAUGUUGGUGGCGACAUGUUUGACGCCAUUCCUAAAGCUGAUGCAGUCUUCAUGAAGUGGAUACUGCACGACUGGAGCGACGAGCAUUGUGUCAAGAUAUUGAAGAACUGUCGUAAAGCAAUACCUGAGAAGACCGGGAAAGUGAUCAUUAUAGAUGUGGUUUUGAAUCCAGAAGGUGAUGGCCUGUUUGACAACACUGGUUUGGUGUUUGAUCUUGUGAUGAUUGCACACACCUCGGGCAGAAAAGAAAGGACUGAACCCGAAUGGAAGAGGCUGUUAGAGGAUGGAGGAUUCCUGCGCUACAAGAUCAUCAAAAUUCCAGCUUUACCAUCCAUCAUCGAAGCCUAUCCAGAGUGA